This is a messenger RNA of Zerene cesonia (dogface butterfly), 3638 nucleotides long. RefSeq names its product coiled-coil domain-containing protein 170. The transcript has 12 exons. Bases 1 to 2304 code for a protein of 767 amino acids. The record is from RefSeq and is a predicted model, not a curated record. Lineage: Eukaryota; Metazoa; Arthropoda; Insecta; Lepidoptera; Pieridae.
AUGGAGGAAGAAAAGAUUAAAGAUGAAUUGGAAGAUUGGAAGGUGUAUGAAACUUUACGUACUACAGAGUUGGACCCAGAAGUGGGCAAUGAUAUCGUAACAGCUCUAAGAAGUGACUUAGCAGGAUUGCAGUACAAACGGGAUAAAUUAAUUUCAGAGAAUAGCGAUUUAAAAAAUCAAAUGUUGUCCCGAGAUCAAAGAAUAUUAGAGCAACAAGUAGAGAUAGAUCAUCUUCGAGAACAAAAUGCUCGCCAAAAUGCAAUCAUAUCGUCCCUUAAAAAGAAAAUUCAAGAUCUCGAAGAAUUUAACCGUAACCUGCAAACCUCGCAAGGUAGAAGUGAGCUUAAUGUUCAGACUCUUCAAAGGGAUAAUCGAUACUGUGAAGAAAAAAUUAAAGACUUGGAAAAGAAAUUAAGGUCUUUGGAGUUGGAUUGUCAUAAUGAAGAGCAACAAAAAGAAAAUGCACGAUGUCAAUUUCAUGACCUCGUAAGGAGACUGUCAGUCGCUCUGGAUGCCGAAUUUUGUGAUACGACACAUACACAUUCUCCGGAAAGUUUAAUCAUUAAAGCUGCUGAACUAGUUCAAGAAAUAACGAGGCUCAAGAAUAGAUGCAUGAACACGACAGAAAAUCUAUCAACCAUUGAACAGGAUUUAAGAAGUUGUAGGGAUACCUUAGAAAGAGCUAACGCUGAUAAAGAUAUCCUUCAACGUCAGCUCUCCUCACAGCUGCUCGAUAUAGAAAGGUUAAAACAGGAAAAAGAGUCUCUCUCAGUCUCAAAUAGAGUAUUAGAUAGAGAACUUCAUGAAGCUAGAGAAAAAUUAUCACACUGUUCUAAAAAUCUCAAUGUGGUCACAGAUAAUGUUAAUCAAAAUGAAUCUAUGAUUAUUCAAUUGAAAGAGGACUUGAGACAUCGAGACGAGAAAUAUCAAAGGUUACAAACAGAAUUUCGUAAUACGAUGGAAUCUAUUGCUAUCUUAUUAAGCUUGCCAACUCGUUUCGUUGAAGCUCAUGAGAGUACUAUUAAAGACCGUAUUAGGGAAAUCUUAAGUGACAAUAAGGACAAAUCUGUGCAAUUAGAAGCUUUACGUGACAAGCUAAACAUGGAAAGCCAACAAUUAGGCAGAACUGCUCAUUUACACGACCAGGCCAACACACGCGUUCGUAUAUUGGAGGAUGAAAGGAAUAUGCUAGAAGCUAAGGUGCAUAAACUGGAAUCAGAACUAAAUGCUUUGGAGCUCUCAAAGGACAAUUUGAGAAAGGAAAAAGCUAACUUCGUAGCAUUCCUUGAAAGACUAAGCCGGACGCUUAAUAUGGAUGAGUUGACGCAGGAUAUCGGUAUAGAACUCCACACCGAGUCCAUUAUGCAUAGGGCCGAGCAACUUGCAAGACUCGAGAGCGAUAAAAUUGUAGACAAGCUGCUAUAUUAUGGAUAUUAUGGCACGCUGCCGAGACUGCGCAGAGAAAGAUCUUUCCAUGAUUUACCUUAUAUUAAAGAAACGGCAGUAGUGUACCAAUUGCAACGCCGUAUUAGAAUAUUGAGGGAACAGCUUCAAAGGAAAGAUCUGCAUCUAGAUUUAUUGCGCCGUAAGCUAAGCGUUCAAGACGAGAGCUGCCGCGUCCGCGCAGUUUUGCAAGCAGAGAGAGAUGAAGCAGUUGGAAGAAGUAAAAAAUUAGCAAGACAAUGUGACAAGUUAACUGUGCAACUGAGUGACGCCCGAUCACAAUUACGCGAUCUUAAUGCCCAACUUGCUGACGCAGCCGAGUACAAGAUAACAUCAUUGGAAAGAGCAAGGAAAAUAGAGGAGCUUCAGAAAAAGUUGGAGGAAGCAGAAAUGCUUAGAGCGAGAUACAAUCGAAAAGUUAAUGUAUUGAAAGAUCAAGUACGUGCGACAGGAGAGACUUUCGAACAAGAGAGAAAUAGUACUGAGCAUCAGAUAAGUGUACUCCGAGAUGAUCUUGCUCGAACUAAGGAAGCCCUAGUGGAGUGUCAGAGACGGGAGGCACAGUUACAAAGUUUCAGACAUUCGAUAGCAAAGUUACUGGGUAUUCUGGUGCCGGCUUCUAUAUCGGACUUCGAGAUGGUGUCCCGUCUACAGAAGCUUAUUGACGCCCACCACGAUUUCACUGUUGUGUCCCGGCGCUACGAUGAUCCCGCCCUGCUGCGUGCUUCUUCUAGAUCCCCACCACCUUCCAGAUGCAGGACUAGAACUCCUGACAGAUCUCUCCGCUACGACGACUCCGGAUACGCGGACCCCGCGUUCGACCUCGAAGAUGAUCUGUACAAAACACGCGCCGCCUUGUGACAGUCACGCCGCCGCCGCGCCCACUUCUAACCACGCGGAAUUAUUGGCACAAACCCACAUUGAUUAUACAAAUCCGAAUGAUAUUGUUUCCUGUAACUUUGGUGUUGUUGAAGCAACAAUUUCAUCCUAAAGGGACAAGGGAAGUUUACGCAGUAUCCACAAAACAAAAUGUUACGUUCACCUAGUUUUAGAUACUAAAAAUAUUUAUUGGCAACAAAUAAUUAGAACAAUUCUAAGUAAACUAAUUCUUUGGCUCUGUCAUAGAGCUGGAUAAACGGUUUAUUUAUGUAACAGCGGGCAACUGAGUUUGUGGUUCGCCUGAUGGUAAGUGAUCAGCAACGCCCAUGGACACUUGCAGAAAUAGGACCGCUGUAAAUGAAUUGACCGACUUGAUUAAUAAGGUUGAUGGUGCCGAUGAGAUUUUACGUUUAAAAGGUUUCAAUUCGAAGUGUUUGAAUUAAAUAAAUAACGGAAUCCCUAAAACGAACCUAACUAAAUAUUUACAAAUUUAUUAAGAGCAAGAAUACGAAAAGCUGUUUUAUUCUAUGAAGUCAAUUAAGUUGUUGACCUUUGCAGAAUUUUUGGAAUAAAUAUCACUCACCAUUAAAUUUCAAAUAGGUACUGCUAUCGCUUUAAACAAUGUAACAUAUUUUUUUUUUUGUUAUAUUUAUUCAUUUAUUUGUGUAGUGAUAGGUAGUUUUAUAUUAAAUGAUAGUUGGUACGUAACCAUGCUUCCAUAAUCCAUUAACGAAAUACAAAUUUGUUAUGUUAUUUAUUUUUUAUGACACUUAAAUGUUACUUAUAUGUCUAGUUCGUAUGUUAAAAUAUUUACAGAUGAAAAAGUAUUAUGAGUAAGUAUCCAGAUUUGUAAUGUUAAGGCCCCAAUAUUUAAAUUUAAUGUAGCGUAUUUAGAAAAUAUUUCACUUCGUAUUUAUAGUUACAAUGUAUACAUCUAAGGUCCACCGAUACACGUAGUGUUUUGGGCACACAUAAAUCACUUAUGUUUUUCAUAUAUCUUUCUAGAAUAUGUGUGAUAUGGGCGUAACCAGAUGAGGAGAAAAUUUAUGGGUUCAAUGGAAGACCCAUUAUAACCCAUAGUACAUAAGCCGUUCAUAUUUCCGUUACCGUUCAUAAUAAGCUGAAUCCCGUAAUAUAAAAUAGGGAUACACAUAUUUCACAUUGGACUAUGGUCCAUUAGAAUAUCAGUAUUGCACAGCGAACCACUGCAAAUUUUAACAUAUAUAGUAAAUUGUUACAUAUCGUUACUGAAUGUGUUCACGUAAAUAUACUUUAAUUUUAGAAAUGAAAUUUACACAAUAAAGGUUCUUAAUAUG